Molecule: messenger RNA, 3353 nt
Organism: Erinaceus europaeus (western European hedgehog)
Lineage: Eukaryota; Metazoa; Chordata; Mammalia; Eulipotyphla; Erinaceidae
Gene: COPB1
Product: COPI coat complex subunit beta 1
Exons: 22
Coding region: 168-3029 (953 amino acids)
Biological process (GO): endoplasmic reticulum to Golgi vesicle-mediated transport; intracellular protein transport; intra-Golgi vesicle-mediated transport
Cellular component (GO): COPI vesicle coat; cytoplasm
Molecular function (GO): structural molecule activity
Source: RefSeq, a predicted model, not a curated record
CCUGCGCGGCAGCCCCGCCCCCUCCACGUCAGCCCGGACGCUGCGGUGGGAGCCGAGUCCGCCGCCUCGCCGUCGCCCCCGCCGCUGCCUCGCGGAGCCCCGGAGCAGGUUUCCUGGCAUUCACCCUCUUUAAAUCUCCUGGCCAGGGUUCAUUGUAACCAGGAAGCAUGACGGCUGCAGAGAACGUGUGCUACACGUUGAUUAACGUGCCAAUGGAUUCAGAGCCCCCGUCUGAAAUUAGCCUAAAAAAUGAUCUAGAAAAAGGAGAUGUGAAGUCAAAGACUGAAGCUCUGAAGAGAGUGAUCGUCAUGAUUCUGAAUGGUGAGAAGCUCCCCGGACUUCUGAUGACCAUCAUCCGGUUUGUACUGCCCCUUCAGGACCACACCGUCAAAAAGUUGUUGCUGGUGUUCUGGGAAAUCGUUCCCAAAACAACCCCUGAUGGGAGACUGUUACAUGAAAUGAUCCUUGUGUGUGAUGCGUAUAGAAAGGACCUUCAGCAUCCUAACGAAUUUAUCCGAGGAUCUACCCUUCGCUUCCUUUGCAAAUUGAAAGAAGCAGAGUUGCUGGAGCCUUUGAUGCCAGCUAUCCGCGCUUGUCUGGAGCACCGGCACAGCUACGUGCGGAGGAAUGCUGUCCUGGCCAUUUACACCAUCUACAGAAAUUUUGAACAUCUGAUACCUGAUGCUCCUGAACUGAUUCACGAUUUCUUGGUGAACGAGAAAGAUGCAAGUUGCAAAAGGAAUGCGUUUAUGAUGCUGAUUCACGCAGACCAGGAUCGAGCUCUGGAUUACUUAAGUACUUGCAUUGAUCAAGUCCAGACAUUUGGAGAUAUUCUUCAGUUGGUUAUUGUUGAGCUGAUUUAUAAGGUCUGUCAUGCCAACCCGUCUGAAAGAGCUCGUUUCAUCCGCUGUAUCUACAACUUACUUCAGUCCUCUAGCCCUGCCGUGAAGUAUGAAGCCGCCGGAACAUUGGUGACGCUCUCCAGUGCGCCUACCGCAAUCAAGGCUGCUGCCCAGUGUUACAUUGACUUAAUCAUUAAGGAGAGCGACAACAAUGUAAAGCUCAUCGUUCUGGAUCGACUGAUAGAGCUGAAAGAACAUCCUGCUCACGAGCGCGUAUUACAGGACCUAGUCAUGGACAUCCUGAGAGUACUGAGCACACCAGACCUGGAGGUACGGAAGAAGACUCUGCAGUUGGCACUGGACCUUGUCUCUUCAAGGAAUGUUGAGGAGCUGGUCAUUGUCCUAAAGAAGGAAGUGAUCAAAACAAACAAUGUGUCUGAACAUGAAGAUACUGACAAAUACAGACAGCUCCUUGUGCGGACAUUGCAUUCCUGUUCUGUCCGAUUUCCAGAUAUGGCUGGAAAUGUCAUUCCUGUGUUAAUGGAAUUUCUUAGUGACAGCAAUGAAGCAGCAGCUGCCGAUGUCUUGGAAUUUGUCCGGGAAGCCAUCCAGCGCUUUGAUAACCUGCGAAUGCUUAUUGUUGAGAAGAUGCUUGAAGUCUUUCAUGCUAUUAAGUCUGUCAAGAUUUACCGAGGAGCAUUAUGGAUCCUGGGAGAGUACUGUGGCACCAAGGGAGACAUACAGAGUGUGAUGACAGAGGUCCGCAGGUCCCUUGGAGAGAUCCCAAUUGUAGAGUCAGAAAUAAAAAAAGAAGCUGGUGAGCUAAAACCUGAAGAAGAAAUAACUGUGGGGCCAGCUCAGAAGUUGGUGACUGAGAUGGGCACGUAUGUGACUCAGAGUGCCCUGAGCAGUUCUAGACCCGCCAAGAAGGAGGAAGAAAGACCUCCACUGAGAGGAUUUCUUCUGGACGGAGAUUUCUUUGUUGCUGCCUCCCUUGCCACAACUCUGACCAAGAUUGCCUUGCGCUAUGUAGCUUUGGUUCAGGAAAAGAAAAAGCAGAAUACUUUUGUUGCCGAGGCCAUGUUACUCAUGGCCACCAUCCUGCACUUGGGGAAAUCCUCUCUUCCUAAGAAGCCCAUCACAGAGGAUGAUGUAGACCGGAUCUCCCUGUGCCUCAAGGUCCUGGCUGAGUGCUCUCCCCUGAUGAAUGACAUAUUCAAUAAGGAGUGCAGGCAGUCCCUUUCCCACAUGCUGUCUGCUAAACUUGAAGAGGAGAAACUAACCCAAAAGAAAGAAUCUGAAAAGAGGAACGUGACGGUGCAGCCCGACGACCCCAUUUCCUUCAUGCAACUGACCGCUAAGAACGAGAUGAACUGCAAGGAAGAUCAGUUUCAGCUGAGUUUGCUGGCGGCAAUGGGCAACACGCAGAGGAAAGAGGCGGCAGAUCCUCUGGCGUCUAAACUGAACAAGGUCACUCAGUUGACUGGUUUCUCAGAUCCAGUAUAUGCAGAAGCUUAUGUUCAUGUCAACCAGUAUGAUAUUGUCCUUGAUGUGCUUGUUGUCAACCAGACCAGUGACACUCUGCAGAGCUGCACCCUAGAGCUCGCUACUCUAGGUGAUCUGAAACUUGUGGAAAAGCCAUCUCCUUUGACUCUUGCCCCACAUGAUUUCGCAAAUAUUAAAGCCAAUGUCAAAGUAGCAUCGACAGAAAAUGGAAUAAUUUUUGGUAAUAUAGUUUACGAUGUCUCUGGGGCAGCGAGUGACAGAAAUUGUGUGGUCCUCAGUGACAUUCACAUUGACAUCAUGGACUACAUCCAGCCUGCAACUUGUACUGAUGCUGAAUUCCGUCAGAUGUGGGCCGAAUUCGAAUGGGAGAACAAAGUGACAGUUAACACAAAUAUAGUUGACUUGAAUGACUACUUACAGCACAUAUUGAAGUCAACCAACAUGAAAUGCCUCACUCCAGAGAAGGCACUUUCUGGCUACUGUGGCUUUAUGGCAGCCAAUCUCUACGCUCGGUCCAUAUUUGGAGAAGAUGCACUUGCAAAUGUCAGCAUUGAAAAGCCAAUUCAGCAGGGACCAGAGGCGGCUGUUACCGGCCACAUAAGAAUCCGUGCAAAAAGCCAGGGAAUGGCCUUAAGUCUGGGGGAUAAAAUAAACUUAUCUCAGAAGAAAAACAGUAUAUAAGAAUAAACAGAAAGUCCCUGCGGCUUCCUAGUUGGAAUUAGGUAUGGGCUUCCUGGACUCCAAAGUCUUUUAUACUCUCUCUCUCAUGCUUUGUGCUCUGUAGACUCUGAGUUCAUGCUGAGUGCAUUCCAGCCAGUAAUUUAUAGCCUUUCCCCUAAAUCGAGUUUGUGUUUAAAAUAAUUAGAGUUUGUCUUUUGUCUUUAUAGUUCUGAAUGCUGUCCCAAGCAUACGUUUCAAACUCACAUGUAUCAAGACCAUUUUCACAAUAAACAAAUCUGUUCCUAAAUCUUUUGUUAUUUUAUAAAUAAACAUCAUUGCGUUGUU